Lagopus leucura (white-tailed ptarmigan) is the source of this 2237-nucleotide messenger RNA. RefSeq names its product beta-1,3-galactosyl-O-glycosyl-glycoprotein beta-1,6-N-acetylglucosaminyltransferase 7-like. Bases 572 to 1870 code for a protein of 432 amino acids. Gene Ontology annotation, molecular function: acetylglucosaminyltransferase activity. The transcript has 5 exons. Gene Ontology annotation, cellular component: membrane. The record is from RefSeq and is a predicted model, not a curated record. NCBI's taxonomy places the organism in Eukaryota, Metazoa, Chordata, Aves, Galliformes, Phasianidae.
UGCUAGCAGCACUGGGGUUAAAGCCUUGGAGGUAAACCACAACUAUUUACAAUCAUCAGCAAUGCACUCUACGUAUCUGAAAGUCUGAUUUCAGGCCUUUUAAAGACUGUCUCUGAACAGUGGCACCAAAAAUUUGGAGAAGCUCACAUUUUCUCUUAUUGUCGUGAAGCAGAGGACAUUUCUUCUGAACCUGAACAGCAGAAUAAAUAUGCUAAGCAUCGCAGGGAACCAGAUCAAGUCGUGUUAAUGUUUAACCCCUUUCAGUUCUAUGAAAUUUCCACAUAAGCAGCAGAAUGAAGAACGCUGCCUGAGUGUUGCUGAAGGACAACGGGACCCCAUUUAUUUUUAUUAUGCUGCCUUCUCCUGGCUGACUCCGGACAAGUGCAGACCGAAGAGCUCCGCUGACAGAACACAGAAUCAAAAUGGAUGAAUCCUCCACCUAACACACAAAUCCACUUUCCAGAAUGCUCAGUGGAAAAGAGGCAUUCAUCCAGCAUGAAAUGCAGCGCAUACUGAUAAUCUGCAUGCCUAAUUAAGCUAUGAUGAGAAGACAGUAUCUGGGUAACAGAAGAUGAACCCACUCGAUGCAACAAAAUCAGGAUUUUUACUGUGCAUUGCUGUCUGUAUGUUCAUCUACACUUUCAUCUACCUGAAGGACACGCUUUCUGCAGAGCAAGAGCAACAGAAAUUUAGCACAAACAGAGCAGAGUGUGGAUAUUACCCAGAUGAACUUUGUCCAGCUCUUUUUGUGGGGAAAACUGCGGCCCUUAAAAUUGGAAGCAUUUGUCAGAACACCUACAGACCUGCAGCACUCAGCUGUGUUCGGACCUCAUGCAACUGCUCCACAGUUCUCAAGGCUCUGCACUUUAUAACGAGACCACUGUCAGAUGAAGAAGGAAGUUUCUCACUGGCGUACAUUAUCACAAUCCACAAGGAGCUGGAAAUGUUUGUAAAGCUGCUAAGAGCUAUUUAUACACCUCAGAAUGUUUACUGCAUACACGUUGAUGAGAAGUCACCAACAGAUUAUAAAGCUGCUGUACAGAACAUUGUAAAUUGCUUUGAAAAUAUUUUUAUUUCCUCAAAAAGGGAGAGCGUUGUUUAUGCAGGAUUUUCAAGGCUACAAGCUGAUAUUAACUGCAUGAGAGAUCUGGUUCAUUCCAAAAUCCAAUGGAAUUAUGUUAUUAAUCUGUGUGGCCAAGAUUAUCCUAUUAAAACAAACAAAGACAUCAUAAAAUAUAUCAAAAGUAAAUGGAAUGGUAAAAAUAUGACUCCUGGGGUAGUCCAACCACUUCACAUGAAACACAGGACGCAGGUUAGUUACAGAGAAUACGUGCAUUCUGGAGUGUCGUAUGUGUAUCCCACAAAGAAUACAAAAGCUAAACCUCCAUACAACUUGACCAUAUAUUUUGGUAGUGCCUAUUACAUAUUAACUAAAGAAUUUGUAGAGUUUACACUGACUGAUGCACGUGCAAAAGACUUGCUUGAAUGGUCAAGAGACACGUACAGUCCGGAUGAACACUACUGGGUCACACUGAACCGUCUGCAGGAUGCCCCAGGUGCUACACCACACGCAGACUGGGAAGGAAACAUACGAGCCAUUAAAUGGAAAGAUCAAGAAGGAACCGUACACAAAGGCUGCAAAGGUCAUUACAUCAGAGACAUUUGUGUCUAUGGACUGGGGGAUUUACAGUGGAUUAUCGAAUCGCCUCACUUGUUUGCCAACAAAUUUGAGCCUGCAACGUAUCCACUGGUGAUGGACUGCCUAGAGAGACGCCACAGGCUGAAAGUGCUGCACCAGGCAGAGGUCCCAAUUGAAGAUGACUGGCGUUUUCAGGAAGAGAACUCCUUCAACAUGAAGCUGGAUGUUUGAGAUUAACUGAAAUGUAAACGCACACCCAGAAUACUGAGAACCCAUCAGUGUUUUCACCCAUAGACUUCAUUCACUUGGUGCACUGCUUACCCCCGUGCUGUGAUGCUGUACUACUGUUUGACCAGUGAAAUAGGCAGUUAGUGUUACCACAGUAACAGAAAGAGCAAUGGCUGCUAAAGGAUUAAUUCCUACAGAAAAUGAUGUCUGUAAGAAGUUCAUAAUCUUCUAAGUGACUCAUUUAACUGGAAAAUACACAUUCCCCAUGUCUGUAGCUGAAAAAAAAAAAAAAAAGAGGACUCAGUGGUAUAAGAGUAACAAAAUGGAGGUAAUGACUGAACAAAGGUGAAAUAUGAAGAGUACAAGCUAA